AUGGCACCAGGAGGACCAGCAGCCGGACGUGGCAGAGGUGGAAAGUUUAAGAAGUUCACUCGUGGAGGUGGUAAGCACUUCUCUCGUGAUCUCCGACCUCUCGAUGCCGACGGAAACGAAAUCCGCGAAAAGAAUGCCAAUGAUUCAUCCUCAGAAGAAGAAGAUUCCUCCUCUGAGGAAUCCUCUGAGGACGAGGAAGAGGAGAAAGCAGAAAUGACCCGUGAACAACGUCGCGCAGCUGCCAAGGCCAAGAAAGAUGCUGCAAUCAAAAAGAAGAACCAAAAGGUCGCACAAGUUGGAGAUCUCCCAACUGAUAGCGAAGAGGAGAGUGAGGAUGAUGACAUGCCCGCCAAUCCUAACCAUAGCAAGGCUGCCAGAAACCAAGCAAAGGCCCCACCAAUGACUGUAGAUGAAGUCGCAGGAGAUGUUGCAAAGAUGAGCGUCAGCAAGAAGCCUCAAGAAUUGACUCGCAAGGAGAGAGAGGCAAUGGAGGCACAAAAGAGGAAAGAAGCAUAUCAGAGGUUACAUCUUGCCGGAAAGACUGAUGAGGCUCAAUCUGAUCUUGCAAGAUUGGCAAAGGUCAGAGAAGACAGGCGUGUAGCAGCAGAACGCAAGGCUGCUGAAGAAGAAGAGCGCAAGGAACAUGACGACGCAAAGUCAGAGCAAAUGGCGCGGGAACAGAGACGAAGAGAAGCCGCUAUGGGACCUGCAGCUAGAGGAAAGAAGGGAAAGAAAUGA
This is a messenger RNA of Sclerotinia borealis F-4128, 738 nucleotides long. Lineage: Eukaryota; Fungi; Ascomycota; Leotiomycetes; Helotiales; Sclerotiniaceae. The record is from the annotation of a GenBank genome assembly.